Molecule: messenger RNA, 8626 nt
Organism: Caenorhabditis angaria
Lineage: Eukaryota; Metazoa; Nematoda; Chromadorea; Rhabditida; Rhabditidae
Source: the annotation of a GenBank genome assembly
AUGAGCUCAAAGGGUUCGGGGACCGAAGAUGUGGAAGAUUGGUUGGAUAUUGGAAAUCGAGCCGAAUCGACGACCAGCUUGAAUUUGGAUGAUGUUUUGGUGGAGGUAAAGUGUGCCAGGGUUGCAGAAAGUGGGCGGUGCUUAAUUUUCAAGAGACGCCGAUUAUUUUGAUACCGAAUAUGAGAAAUUUUGAGGGAAAAUGUGUGACAGACUUGCAGAAAGUGGGCGGAGCCAAAUCUGAAAAUUUAAUAAGGCUUGGAGAAUUGAUGAGCCUAAAUCAGGCCUAUUUUUUUGAUAGGCCUAAAAUAUACCUUGAAAUGUAGUUAGCCUGAAUUAAGAUUGAAAUUUGAUAAGCCUAAUUUAGACCUCAAGUUCUAGCUAGGAUAAAUUAGGCUGGAAUAUUUCAAAAGCCUAAAUCAGGCCUAUAAAUUUUAUCGGCCUAAAAUAGGCCUUAAGUUCAAGAAAGUCCAAAAUGAACCUUAUCCUAAAUCAGGCCUAUAAAUUUGAUAGGCUUAAUUGGGCUUUGAUUACUGCAACUACUCUGAUAAUCUAACCAGCCUAAAAAUUAGGUCCUCUAAUUUUCCAAAAGCAUGUCUGGGCUCAUUUUGAAGCCCUUCUCCUCCUAACAACUAAAAUCUACAAAAUUCCAAUUUCCAGAUCGAAAAUCUGGAAGACGGUCUCUCCGAAGACACCUACACAAUAACCGAAGACGACGACGGCGUCUAUUGCGAAUCACCGAGUUUGGAUAGCGAUUACACAUAUCAUCUCGACUCCGACGUCGUCAUCCACUCACAUCAAUCAAUAUCCCGUCAAAUCGCAGCGAUUCGCGUCAAAUCCGGACCGCCUGUCGCAAUUGCCGAGAAAAAUGGGCAAAUUGCGAUUGUCACUUCGAAAGGGCAUGUACAGAUUUUCGAUUUGGACGGGAAAUUGGAUCGAUAUUAUCAGGGAGGCGAAGAGGCGGCCGCUUGUUUGGCUUUUUCGUUGGAUUCCAAAUAUUUGGCGGUUGGAUUUUCGAAAGGAACUGUUAAGGUUGAUUUUUUUUGAAAACCGCGCCGCAAAAUUGCAAAAAGUGGGCGGCGCCUAGAUUUCCUAGAUCCUGGAGAUCAUUUUAAUACCAAACAAGACCUAUUUUUGAUAAUUUUGGAAAACCAUGCCGCAAAAUUGCAAAAAGUGGGCGGAGCUUAAUUUUCUAAAGAUCCUGGAGAUCAUUUUGAUAUAAAAAUUUCCCCAGAAAAAAAUAUAUGAGAAAAACUAUUUCCAGAUUUCCUGUAUCCUGGAGGUCAUUUUGACACCAAACACAGCCUAUUUUUGAUAAUUUCGAAAAACCAUGCCGCAAAAUUGCAAAAAGUAGGCGGAGCUCAAUUUUUAUCAAGGUUUCUAGAUUUCCUGGAUCCUGGAGAUCAUUUUAAUACCAAAAACGGCUUAAUUUUGAUAAUUUUGAGAAACCAUGCCGCAAAAUUGCAAAAAGUGGGCGGGGAUUAUUUUCCCUCGAGAUUCCUGAAGCCUUUUUGUUCGCCAGAUCAUUUUAAUACCAAAAAAAUCUUCAUCUACCCUAUCUGAGAAAAACCAUGCCGAAAGUGGGCGGAGCUUAAUUUCCGAAAAUUUUUCUAAAUUUCCUGGAUCCUGAAAGUCAUUUUGAUACCAAACACGACCUAUUUCUGAUAAUUUUGGAAAACCAUGCCGCAAAAUUGCAAAAAGUGGGCGGAGCUUGAAUUUUGAGAAGAUUUCUAGAUUUCCUGGAUCCUAAAGGUCAUUUUAAUACCAAACACGGCCUAUUUUUGAGAAUUUCGGAAAACCAUGCCUCAAAAUUGCAAGCCACGCCCACUUUGCAAGUCUCGCACGGUUUUUCCCAGAUAUAUGCAUUUUUCCAGAUUUUGAACGUAAAAUCCGGUGCCAUCGACCUAAUCAUCCAACCCGCCUGUCAACCAGGCCUCGGAAUCCUACAAAUCCUCUACAUCACCGGCGCCACGUCAUUUCUGACCCUGGACACGGGCGGCUCGGUCUACGAGCUUCGUGUCAAGACCAAUUUCGCGGGCAAACGCAAAAGUUCGGUGAGCGCACGGAAUUGUGGGCGUGGCCUAAUUUUCUGUUUCAGAUGCGCUGCGUGUUUUCCGGAUGCAAUGGAGAGGUGGUGAAUAUGCGCAUGUUGCCGCACGCCAUGUUGGCAUUGCUCACUGUGAGCAAGGUGAGAGGAAAAAGUCUGCCAGACUUGCAGAAAAUGGGCGGAGCUUCAUUUUGACACCAAACACGGUAUAUUUCCCUCGUGUUUGGUGUCAAAAUGCUCCUCUUCCCAAGCCCCGCCCCUUUUUGCAACCCUCGCACACUUUUCUUGCAGCUCCUCCUCGUCUCUACCCGUUUUGGCGGGAAAAUCCUCGGCACCUUCGCCUAUCGCUACUCCUUCCAUGCCCCGCCCCUUUUCACAUUUUGGCAAGCUGCCAAAACGCUGAAAAUCUGCGUGACACGUGGCAAAACGAUGAAUGUGAUGCGGCUGGCCUCGUCGAGUACGGUAGGUUAAUUUUUCGCAGCUCUAAAAUUCAGGCCACGCCCCUUUUCUCUACAGAAAUCCGCAACUCUGCUCAAAACCUUGGAACUACCCGUCGAUUUGGUGGCCACUCAUUGGAUUAGUCGAGAUUUGGUAAUUGGUGUCGAUGAGAAUGGUGCGAGUUGGCAAAUUGAAAUCGAGAAGGGAAAAGUUGGACGGGCCAAUGUUGAUGAAAUCGAAAUUGUGUUUGCCACGUCGGAUUUUAAGGUAUGAAGAUGAAAAUUUGCAGAAUUUUGACACCAAACACGAUAUAUCUAGGAAAAACCAUGCGAGAGUUGCAAAGUGGGCGUGGCUUGCAAUUUUGAGGCAUGGUUUUUCAAAAUUAUCAAAAAUAGGUCGUGUUUGGUAUUAAAAUGAUCUCCAGGAUCCUGGAAAUCUAGAACACUUUUCAGAAAUUAAGCUCCGCCCAUUUUUUUUCAAUUUUGCGGCAUGGUUUUUCUCAGAAGAAUUUUUCUGGGUAAAUUUUGAUAUUAAAAUGAUCUCCAGGAUCUUGCAAAUCUAGAAAUUUUCUUGAAAAUUAAGCUCCGCCCAUUUUUUGCAAUUUUGCGGCAUGGUUUUUCUCAGAAGAAUUUUUCUGGGUAAUUUUUGAUAUCAAAAUGAUCUCCGGGAUCUUGCAAACCUAGAAAUCUUCUUAAAAAUUAGGCUCCACCCAUUUUUUGCAAUUUUGCGGCAGGGUUUUUCUUAGAAUAAUUUUUCUGGAUCAAUUUUGAUAUCACAAUCGGCUCCAGGAUCUUUUGAAAAUUAGGCUCCGCCCACUUUUUGCAAUUUUGCGGCAUGGUUUUUUGAAGAUGUUUUUUCUGGGUAAUUUUUGAUAUUAAAAUGAUCUCCAGGAUCUUGCAAAUCUAGAAAUCUUCUAAAAAUUAGGUCCCGCCCAUUUUUUGCAAUUUUGCGGCAUGGUUUUUCUCCGAAGUAUUUUUCUGGGUAAUUUUUGAUAUCAAAAUGAUCUCCGGGAUCUUUUUGAAAAUUGAGCUCCGCCCAUUUUUUGCAAUUUUGCGGCAUGAUUUUUUUUACACACUGUGUUUGGUAUCAAAAUGAUCGUCUCCCCAAGCCACGCCCAUUUUUCUUGCAGGGUCUCGCCACGGGAAGUCGUGUCAGCGAGGCGAUGUUCCACAUCGCCGAUCGUGUCUGCUAUCAAUCAAUCCAACCAGCCACUUCGACCCCAGAUCGACUGAUUAUUCUAUCGCACGAUGGUUUGAAGAUCUGUGAGACUGUGACAGAGUGGGAACAAUUGGAGAGAUUUAGAGAAAAUGACGAUGAAAUAUCGGCGGCGUUGUAUUUGUUGGAUGUUGUGAAGGGAAAACGAAAAGCUGCGGAGGUUUUUAGGAAUGAGGGUGAGUUAGGGGAAGUCGAGACAAGUUCUUUGAGCCGAAAAUCAUCUUCCAGCACCCAAUUUACUGCGAGACUCCUGCCGAAAACUGUUGGAUUGCUGCCAAAACGGUUGCGAUGCUGGAAAAGUCGCCCAACUCACUGCACACUAUAGAAAAUACAUCAAAAUCAUUCUGAAAAUCGCGAUAUCUGCAAAAUUCUUCGAUGUGAUAUACCAGGAAGUUUGGUCAAAGAUCUCUCUCGAUCAAAUAUCCAAAUCGAUAUUCUUCGAAUUUCUCGAUGAUUUUGUGCUAGACGGUCUGAUGUUCGAUAUGCCACCUGCGAUUCUUCGCGAAUAUCUCGAAAAUCUCGCGAAUUUAUCGCAUUUCAGUCAAUUUCAACUCGCUGUUGUCCGGUUUCCGAUUUAUUCGAUCGAUAUUCAUCAGGUUAUGACGAUUUGUCGCGCAAAUUCGUUGUAUGAUGGCAUUAUUUAUGUGAUGAAUAAUGCUUUGAUGGAUUAUAUUAGUCCUUUAGAGGUUAGAUUUCGGUUUGGGGCACAGAAAAAUGGGCGGAGCUUCGAAUUUGGAGCAUUUUGAUACUAAAUAUGCCUGGGUGGAGAAGUUCUGACCAUUUUGAUACCAAAAAGCCUAGAAAAAACUAUGCGGCAGAUUGCAAAAGGGGAGGAGCUUAUCAAUAGAAGUAAAAAUAAGCCCCGCCCCUAAAACUAUACCGCAAAUUUCGAAAUUUAGAAACUUCCAGAGUUUUGAUAUAAGAAAAACUGUGCGACAGAUUGCAAAAGGGGCGGAGCUCAUUUAUAAAAGGAAAAAUAAGCCCCGCCCCUAAAACUAUGCGGAGAAAUUGCAGAAUUUUCGAUUCUAAAUAACCUUAGCAAAAAUAAGCCCCGCCUCAAAAAUAUGCCGCAAUUUUGCAGAAUUUUUGAUACUAAAUAACAUUUGCAAAAUUAAGCCCCGCCCCUAAAACCAUGCCUUAUUUGGUAUCAAAAUGCUCCCAUCCACAAGCCCCGCCCAUUUCUGCAACUCUCGCACACUUUUCACCUCUAUUUCUCUCCAGGAAAUGCUCGACGCAAUCGCCGCGUUCGCCGGCAACGAAGUUCUCUCGGACAAUCAAAUCGAGUGCGGCAACCGUCUCCUACUGUACCUGAAUUGUUGCCUCGCAGGUCGUGCUUAUCCGAUUGGCUCGCUGCCAAAAAACGGCGAGACUACAGUACCCCUCGAAAUCUAUCGAUGCAUCACUUCGCUACGUGGAAAGGAUGGCAAAACCGAGGAGAAUUAUCCGUAUUUGAGAUUGUUGUUGCAGUUCGAUCCGCAACAAUUUGUACACGUCAUUUCGACGGUGGCUGAUGCGAAACUGUUUCAGACGGAUGGAAGAUUGCAGAGAAUUACGGAUACGGUAGGAUUGCGGGUGCAAAAAAUGCGUCAGUAAAGGUUCACUGACGUGUUUUUGGUGUCCUGCACUUCAAAAUGACUCCAAACACGUCAACAUAUGGUUUGCUGACGUGAUUUUAGUGUCCUGGGCUUUGAAAUGACACCAAACACGUCAGCAAACCUUCUUCCUUCUAGAAAAUAGGUCAAGGUGCAAAAAAUACGUCAGGGAAAUGUUCACUGACGUUUUUUUGGUGUCCUGGGCUUUAAGAUGACACCAAACACGUCAGGAAAUGAUUUGCUGACGUGGUUUUUGUAGCCAGAGGUUUCAGCUACGAGAAAUGCGUCAGCAAACCUUCUUCCUUAUAGAAAAUAGGUCAAGGUGCGAAAACUGCGUCAGAAAAUGGUUCACUGGCGUGUUUUUAGUGUCCUGGGCUUUGAAAUGACUCCAAACACGUCAGUAAACUACUCACUUGCGUUUUUUGUCCUAGACCACGCCCCUUUUUGCAAGGCCCGCACAAUUUUCCUCCUGAAUUUUCAGAUCGGCCUAAUCUGCGUCUCACUGCGAAAAGAACAACCCCUGGUGCAUUUCCUCCUUCUCGUCGUCCAACUCACCGAACGUGGAUUAAUUGCACCGCCCGUUGAAAUGGUCCAAGAUGUAAGAGCUACAGUAAUCUACAGUACCCCUACAGUACUUUUAGGCCAUCAUCUCGUUGCUUCGAAUUGCCACGUGGCAAUCGGGUUUGGCCGAGCCGGCGAUUAUUGGAAUGCUAAGAGCGGUUGGUGGGAUCGAUAGAACUUUGGUUUUGAGAGCCGCGCAGGCACCGAUACGGUAGGUUCAAGCUAAAAUGCGUCAGUGAUGGGUUGCUGGCGCGAUUUUUGUAAUCUGCGGGAGGAGAGCUUCAAAAUGAUACCGAACACGAUAUGUGCCAGUGAAACACUGCUGACGCAUUUUUGGUAGAUUCAAGGUGCCGAUAAUGUGUCAGCAAAUUUGACUGACGCAUAUUUGGUAUCAAAUUGAAGCUCUCGUUUAGACAAAACUUGCUGACGCAUAUUUGGUAGCAAAAAAUGCGCCAGCAAAACCCCAUGACCCCGUUUUUGCAGCCCAACAAUUUCGAGCUUCCUCUACCUGAGCGAAAGGCGAUUUUUGGAUCUCCUAAAAUCCUAUAUCGACCCACCGAAACACGUCAUUUUCGCAAGUAUCGAUCAAAUUUUGCAACUCACUGAUUUGACGUCGCAAGAAUCGGCAGAAAUCGCGCGAUUCCUGCGCGAAAAUCUGCGAAUUUUGCAGCGACUCGACGCGGAAUCCACGGCAAAAAUGAUGAUUCAACACGGAUUUUUGGAUUGGUUGCGAACGUCGCAAGAAUUCCCGCUGAUUCGCGCGAUUCUGCGGCAGCGACAAGCGGCGAAACUCGCGCAAAUUUCGGGCGACGAUGAGUUGGAUGAGCAGCUGUUUGGCGUGUUUUUCGAAGGAAGUUUGAAGGAGAAAACGAUUGACGACGCCGAAUUGUUGCGAGUGUUGCGAUUUUGGUCGCCGACCGGGUCGCGCAGCGAUUUUUGCCUGAAUUUGGUGGCUCAGCGAGCUCCGGAGUUCACGGAAGCCGAAGUUUUCUUGUUGGAAUCGAGGGGACAUGUGGAACGUGGAUUUGAACGACUUUUUGCGAUGUUGGAAGCGGGAGAGGAUUUGGGUGAGCAUUUUUUGGAGGGAGGAUAAGCCACGUCCACAAAAGCAUGCCGCAAAAUUGCAAAAAAAUGGGUGGAGCUUGAAAUUUGGAGUAUUUUGAUACCAAAUAAGCCACGCCCUCAAAACAGUGCCGCAAAAUUGCAAGAAAAAUGGAUGGAGGUUAAAAUCUGCAGUAUUUUUCAUACCAAAUAAGCCCCGCCCACAAAACCAUGCCGAAAAAUUGCAGGAGCUUGAAAUUUUGAGCAUUUUGAUACCAAAUAAGCCACGCCCACAAAACAAUGCCGCAAAAUUGCAAAAAAAAAAGGUGGAGCUUAAAAUUUGAAGCAUUUUUAUACCAAAUAAGCCCCGCCCACAAAACCAUGCCGCAAAAUUGCAGGAGCUUGAAAUUUGCAGCAUUUUGAUACCAAAUAAGCCCCGCCCACAAAACCAUGCCGCAAAAUUGGAGGAGCUUGAAAUUUGCAGCAUUUUGAUACUAAAUAAGCCCCGCCCACAAAACCAUGCCGCAAAAUUGCAAAAAAAUGGGUGGAGCUUGAAAUUUGGAGCAUUUUGAUACCAAAUAAGCCACGCCCACAAAACCAUGCCGCAAAAUUGCAGGAGCUUGAAAUUUGAAGAAUUUUGAUACCAAAUAAGCCACGCCCACAAAACCAUGCCUUGUUCGAUAUCAAUCAGCUUCUCUUCCCAAGCCCCGCCCAUUUCUGCAACCCUCGCAUACAUUUUUCUCUUGCAGUUCGUUGGCUCGACGAAUGUCUCAACUUCUGCUGUCGUCACUCCACACAUCAAAACUCCAACGCGUGGAUGAUUCAAAUUUUCCGCCACGUGGCAUCCGGAAAAAACAGCGAGGAGAAUCUCAACGAAAAGCUGAAAAUGCUGGUGCGACGGAUAAUUGAUAGCGGAACGGAGCACGCGGAGCACCUGGUGACAAGUCUGCUGGAUUGCCGCGCGUUUUCCGCAGCGCCUUUAAGGUAUGCGGAAGCUUUAAGUGUAGUUUUCCGGAUUUAAAAUUCUGUUUGAUUUUUUUCCAGCGAAAAUCUGGAAAUUGUCAACGAGAUUCUGGCGUCUUGCGAAUACGAGAAACGCCUCCUACAAAAUGUGCUGCGAGUUCAGAACGCGGAAAAUUCCGCGUUGAACCGCGAACUCUAUGGGUUUAUUGGGAGGCGAGCCGAAAUUACGGAUUCUGGAGAAUGUGCCACGUGUCAAGGUGCACUGACGAAAUCGGCAUAUGUUUUUAGGUGAGGUUUUGGGCUAUCGAUUGACACCAAACACGCCUAAGAAAAUGCACCAAAAAUGCGUCAAUCUUGAGCUUACCGUAUGUUUUGUGCAUUUUUCGUGAUCUACAAGUUACGGGCUGUCGAUUGACACCAAACACGUCAAGUUUUUUCCGCACGCUCCAAAAUAUGCACCGAAAAUACGUCAAUCUUGAGCUUGGCGUACUUUAUGUACAAUAUUCGUGAUCUCCCAAUUUAGGGCUAUUGAUUGACACCAAACACGCCAGCAGAAAAAAGCUGACGUAUUUUUUUCAGAUGCGGUCACUUCCAACACAUCGAAUGUGCCACGUCAUCCACCAAACUCUGCCCGUGUCAAGACAAUUUAAAGGAACAUCAACUUCAUCGUCUCUGGACCACCUCUCAAUCCACUAUGGGUCCCGCCACGCGAAAACGCGACAUUUUUGCCGAAUGGUCAACCCCGCUUGAUUUACUGCCCAAAAAUCGAUAG